This is a messenger RNA of Dendroctonus ponderosae (mountain pine beetle), 4209 nucleotides long. Its product is annotated as putative phosphoenolpyruvate synthase. NCBI's taxonomy places the organism in Eukaryota, Metazoa, Arthropoda, Insecta, Coleoptera, Curculionidae. Gene Ontology annotation, molecular function: ATP binding; kinase activity. Gene Ontology annotation, biological process: phosphorylation. The record is from RefSeq and is a predicted model, not a curated record. The coding region runs from base 146 to 4093 and encodes 1315 amino acids. The transcript is spliced from 28 exons.
UUCAACUUGGCGGUUCAUUAGAUUAGUCUAGUUUUAGAGUGCAUACAAGUGUUUGAACAUCUUAUCAUCAAUGGCCUGAUGAAUUAAUCAAUGUGAUUUAAAUCAUUAAAAAUGUUUUAAUUGUAAAAGUUUCUUCUGAAUCGCCAUGGACCUUUACGAAAUUAUUAAUUUUCUAGUGUUUUUACUUCUGCCUUUAGUGUGUUAUUUUCUGUUUUUUAAGAAAAAUGGAGGAAGAAGCAUUUAUUCUGGUAGAGAUAUUUUCUACCCUUUGAAAUAUUACCUUGCCAAGAAAGUGGUGCAAGCGGCGCAAGAAAAGAGUAGAAUAAGUCGAGCAAAUUUUGUGAAAAAUGAUAUUGAGCCAGAAAUCGUCUUUACGUCUCAACAGUCCAGUCAUUUCCAAAGCUUUUCCGGAUGCGACCAAAAAGGCAACAGUCUUAAAUUGAAUUUUACACUGAGACCUAGUAAAAUUGCUGAUGUGAUUUUAAUUUUAAAGUUAGCCAGUGGCAGUAUUUUUACGUUUCCUGAUUCCCAAAAAGUUCAUCAAGUAAGUGUGAAGGAGCAGAUCUGGAAAAUAAAUGGCUUAUCAAUAGAAACACUAGAACCCUAUCGAAGACUUCGAAUAGUGUUCAACGGAUUGCUUCAAAAUAUCGCCUGUAAAACCCCAAAAAAAAUUGAACACAUUCAGUUUAACUUUAUAUUUAACUGCUGCUCAGCUCCCAAGUUUUACCCUGAGGACUGCGACACCAAUCUGAUAACCGAAACGUUGGCCACCCGACCCUGGAAGGAUGCAUCUUGGAAAAAGUUUCUAAAUGGCCAUCCGGAUGGUUACGAACAAUUCGGCGCGUUGUAUGGAUUUGUAAAAGGAGGCCCUUACGCAGAAGAGCAGGUCUUAAACUUACCUGCCUGUAGAACAAGAUAUGGAGGAGCCGAUGAUACGUUUCAACUAGAUAGGGAGAUAAACAUUUUCUUGGCCGAAGCUAACGGCGCGUUAAUUCACUUGACUUUGCAGUCAUUUAAGGAGGAAGAAUCACAGCUGAACUACGGAUAUAUUUGCCAUAAAAAGUUCAUGACUGUCCCAAUAACUGGCCAAGACAUCAAAAUUCAACAGCUAGCAAGCAAUAAAACCGUUCCAGAGCUUUUCGUCGCGCGAAUUACAUCUGGUUCUCACGAGUACACUUGCGUUUUUAAUGUGAACCAAGCCACUACACUUCGCCAAAAAUCUUAUUCUUGCUAUGAAAUAUUUAAUACUCAUGCAGAAUGCGGCGUUAACAACAGCCAAGGAAAAGCCCUGUUGGAGUUUCAGUAUUACGAAGAUAAAAGCAACCUGAAACCCCGGCAAUUGCCUGCGAUAUUGAGCGAAAAGAAAGUGGAAACUUUGCCCCAGCACUUGGUAGUUAGCAUUAAAAGCGAGAGUGCGAAAGUUUUGGAGAUUACUGGAGGCAAAGGGAAUUCAUUGGCUCUUCUCAAAUCGUUAGCCUCAAGUGAAUUUUACGUACCAGAUGGUUUUAUUGUUACAAUUAAUGCCUUCAAAAAGCAAUUGAAUGACUGCAGUUUACUGCGAGAAGCGGUUGAAAGGAUUGAUGAAGCGUUUUGUGGGCGAAGCGAUGCUAAAAGGGAGGAAACGUGCGAUUUGGCGGUGCGCCUUUUCCUAAACGAGCCUGUUCACCCGGACAUUGCCAGCGAUAUUUUCAGGCAUUUAAAUGACGUGAAGAUGGACACAGCUGAAGACGCUAUAGAUGUUUUCAGCUGGGCAGUGCGAUCAUCUGCAAUAGGAGAAGAUUCUGAAGAGCUUUCAGCAGCCGGACAAAAUGAGACAAUUUUAGGUUGCGUGACUGAAAACGAAGUGCUGAAAGCGGUAUCGAAAUGUUGGGCUUCGCUUUUCACCUACCAAAGUGUGAAAUAUCGAUGGCAACAUGGUUUGCCGGUGAAAUCCCAAAUGGCUGUAGUGGUUCAAAAAAUGGUACCUGCUGAAACUGCAGGAGUUCUAUUCACUUGGCAUCCAACGACAUCCAAUCCGUCGCAAAUGGUUGUAACGUCCAAUUUUGGACUGGGAGAAAGUGUGGUAUCGGGAAACUCCGAGCCAGAUACGUUUAUUUUGAAUCGAACUCACGAUGGAGAAGUAUCUUUGCUCGAUCAAGUAAUUGGAGCUAAGGACAAGGUGCUUACUUUGACUGAGAACGGUGUAAAAGAAGUAUCGUCUCCCGAACUGCUGGAUGGAAGUUUUGUUUUUGUUAACGGAAAAGACGUGAGCGAAAAUUGGAGCCUAGGAAAAGAGCAAGUUUUAAAACUGGGUCGAGUUGGAGUGAUGCUUGAGCGAACCUUUGGAGGACCUCGAGACAUUGAAUUUGCCUUUUUCAAGGGAGCUCUAUACUUACUGCAAUCCAGACCAAUUACCACCUUGUCUACCUGGACGGAUUUCGAAUUAGCUCAUGAACAAGAUUCGGCUGUAGUGACUGAGAACAGUUUGUACACUAGAGCCAAUUGUGGAGAAGUGUAUCCCCUUGCUCUCAGCUCUGGAGGGAGAUCAAUUCUGAACUAUAUAGAUGCGGGAUUGCAGUCAUAUAUUUACAAUGAGUUGGAUCCUUAUCUCAUGAAGACAUUGAAUGUGUUCCAGCACAGAGUUUUUAUUGACUGCAUUGUGAGUUUAUAUUUCAUUGAGGGACGCGAUGAAAUAACAAUGACAGCCAAAGUACUCGAUCUUGCCAUUUUUGGGCAUCCAGUAAUAAAUGAGAAGAUCAAUGCCACAGUUCGGGAUCGUUUAGGAACAGUGCCUCAAUUCGAAAAUUUUUGUAGCGUUUUCAGGCGUUGGAAAGACUCUUUGAACGUGAAACAAAUAGUCGAUAAAAGCAGAGAGAUCGUGAAAAAUACAGAUUAUAGAAUAAAAAGCGACGAUAAGGCCCAAGAUAUUUACACUCAAAUCGCUACAAACAAUUCCUGCUUUAUGCCCGCCUACUACCAUUCUUGUGUAACUUCUGCUUCUGUUUUAUGGCAAAUGCUCUGCAUGACUAUACUGGUUGGCAAAGAAAAAGAAUUAACUACCAAACAUUAUGCGGAUUUUGCAAAUGUGCUUUCAUCAUGCGAAGACGUGGAAUCUGCUGAAGUGCCAGCCUAUUUGGAGAAAAUCGCAGGAAUUAUUAAGGAUGAAGGAUAUUCAGAGGAGUUCUGCAUGAUUGACACCCGGUUGGGGCAAACUUGGCUGAAAUCGAAAUGCCCGACAGCACAUAAAAUAUUUGAGGAGUUUUUGGACAAACACGGACAUCGAUGCUUGGGGGAGUUUGAUCUCAUCCAAAAAACAUGGGGAAUGGACCCAUCUCAAGUGAUCCCCAUGAUUCAGGCCAAUUCCAGACAUUCACAGAAAACUGCCAAGGUGGCAAAGACCAUUGACCAAGUGAUCAGUGAAUUAGGGUCUCCGGUUAAUUUCUUAUCAAGGCCGAUACUAAAAUACGCGAUAUCCAAACUGAGGGUGACUGUUGGAAAAAGAGAGCAGUCCAAAUCCGCUCUAAUCAUGGUUAUUCAUAAAACUAGACUGGCUUAUUUGCAGCUAGCAAGCGCGAUGGUGCGAGAAGGUCUCAUGCCCUCAGAGAGUCUUAUUUUCCAUUUGACCAAAUACGAAAUCAGCCAAGUGAUCGCAAGGAGAAAUCCUACUUUAAUCAGCAAGGCAAUCAGACGGCAGAAAUUGUACCAGACAUGGAACAACUUGAAAUUCCCGGAGCUAAACUACAGCUAUCCGCAGCCUGAAAUGGAGUUCCAGGUGCCGAUAGAGCUUCUUCCUGGAUCCAAAUGUACUGGAACGCCCGUUUGCGUGGGAAGCGUUCAAGCAAGAGCAUGUGUGAUUACGCAACUUAGCGAAAUUGGAUCUCUCCAAAAAGGGGACAUUUUGAUCACGUACAGCACCGACAUUGGAUGGUCACCCUACUUCCCAAUGCUAUCAGGAGUUGUUACAGAAUUAGGAGGACUUGUAUCACAUGGUGCUGUUGUAGCGAGGGAAUAUGGUUUACCCUGUAUCGUGGGAGUGAAGAACGUGACUAAAAUAUUCAAAACAGGAGACGUUGUUUAUUUAUCAGGGAAAACUGGGGAAUUAGGAAAAGUUUAAGCCAAUAAUAGUAUUAAUAGUAGUUGUAUUAUGUAUUUCUUUUGGAAAACAUAAGUCAGCUAUGAAUGUAUAAAAUAUUCUUUAUUUUCAAUAAUAUAACAUUAUUAUAGGUUCAA